This is a messenger RNA of Darwinula stevensoni, 2595 nucleotides long. The record is from the annotation of a GenBank genome assembly. Lineage: Eukaryota; Metazoa; Arthropoda; Ostracoda; Podocopida; Darwinulidae.
AAUAUUUAUGCCAUUUUUCAGGUGACUGCCUUCAUGGGCCUCAAUGAGGCAGUAGUCAUGCAGUUGGAGCCCUGACUCCCGAUCUCAUUUUACUUGUCUUAGGCUUGAUGGACAAUUUCCUGUCGCAGCAAAAAUCAUAGCAUUUUCAUUUGAUAACUUUGGAGCCAUUAGGAGUGCCCAUCGUGUUUUUUUUGGAAGAAGAGAAUGAGACGAUUCAGUUUUGGGGUAACAUUGGCAUUAAAAUCAGACUGCUCGGCUUUAAUAUUCAGUGUUACUUGCCUCUUGCUGGUGGGACAAAUUGCAGCCAGCAUGAAAAACCUCAAAGCUGCUACCGAGAAGGAUGGGUAUAAAUAUUCUUCUUGCAAAGCAUGCAGAAAUUUGGUGGAUUCCUUCAAGAAGGGGAUGGAAAAAACUGCAAGAGGGAAAUUUGAGGGUGGGGACACCCAUUGGGAGGAGGCCAAACUUGGAAAAUAUGCAUCAAGUGAAGUCAGACUGACAGAGAUACAAGAGUUGCUGUGUCAAGAUCUGCCCCUUGGAAUCCAUCAAUGCAUGGACUUGGCCUCAGAGCAUGAGGGACUGAUUGAGGAGUGGUGGUUCCUCCCGGUUGAAUCUCAACCGACAUUGGAAGAGUUUCUCUGCAUUGAUAAAUUGAAAGUUUGCUGCCCUGCUCAUCACUUUGGUCCCGAUUGCCUGAAGUGCCCGGGAGACUCAGAAACACCUUGCAGUGGUCAUGGCAAGUGUAAGUUGGCUGAAGGGGUGCUUUUGGUCCUUGUGGUCUUUGUAGCUUGUGAUAAGUCCUGCAAAGGUUGCCUCGGUGAUGGUCCAGACACCUGUGUGGAAUGUGCUGAUGGUUAUCAUCGAAAUGCUGAGGGCAUUUGCAUUGAUUCAUCUCCAUCCAAGAGGGAGCAAGCCAUGAAUUCCUCCCGGUAUGUCACAUAUGCUGGGCUGUGCAUUGCAACUUUUAUCAUCUUCCAGAAGAACAUAUAUGCAGCAAGUGCUGUUGGAGUUCUUGUUGCUACCUAUGUUUCUGUUUCCGAGUGAAAGAUGGAGCAUGGAGUAGUUAUUCCAUGUGAGUUUUGUUGUAAGGUGUUUCCACUGGAAGAGGUAGCUGAGCAUGAAGCUGCCUGCUGUGACAAUCCAGGUAGUGUACCAGAAGAAUUGGACAAUUUCUGGCCUUGCUGUUCAGAGGAGGAACAGUGUGUGAAGGCUAUUGCUGUUGGUGACUGCAACCAAGCAGGUGUAGAGGCCACAAAGCAUGGUUGUCAUGCUGAUGAUGGACAACUGACUGAGGUGAAUAACUUGAUAGAUGGUCUCUGCUCAACCUUGGACUCCCUACAGACUGAGAAAGAAGGAGCUGGAACUCCUGCAGGAGGCACAGCCUCUGACCGUCCUUGCACAAUCUGCUUGACUGCUCCCCGGAAUUGUGUGAUCCUUAGCUGUGCCCAUGUUGUCACAUGCUUGGAAUGUGGUUCAAAUAGAAAGAGACACAUCAUGUCUAACAAAUACAAUUUGAAGUGGAACACACAUCAUGGAGAAACAUUUGCUAGCUUUGAAACUCUCCGUCAUAGGGAGAUGUUUGUGGAUGUGACCCUGUCGUGCAAUGGGCAGUUCUUGAAGGCCCAUAAGCUGGUGUUGUGUGCAGGAAGCGGUUACUUUGAACGAAUCCUUAACAAGGAUGGAACAGGGAUACCUACCAUUCACUUCUAUGGCAUAGAAAUCCAUUUGCUAAAGUUUUUGGUGGAAUUCAUGUAUUGUGGAGAAGUUGAAGUUCCAGAAAUGGAUCUUGAGAAGUUCAUUGAAGUUGCUGAGAACCUGGAAGUGAAGGGACUUAAGGGAGACAAGUCAAAGAGCAGUGGAUCGCACAAUGCUGUUGGCGGAACCACCAUCCCUGUGUCUGAUGUUCAUGAUGCUUUGGCUCACAAGAGGAAAAGCAAUGUACACUCUUGGCAAGAGUUUGGUGAAUCCCAGUUCCCACCUACAAAAGUACCACGAUCUCAAGCACCUGUUACACAAGGCAGGCAACAUCUUGUCAGGCCACACUCUCAGCAAUCAAAGACUGCACUGUUACCUUCUACUUCUGAAGCUCACAAAAGUCCAUCUGAGCCAACCAGGAGUGCAUCAGCUGAGGAGGUGUUGAUAAAGGAUGAGGAAGAAGAAGAGGAUGAAGUAAUUGAUAUUCCAGAUGUGAUGAAUUCAACUUCAGCUGCUGCUGAACAGGAAGAAUUGGAUCAUGCGAGCUUAUAUGCUCCUGAAGGGGUAGAAGGUGAGCCAGAAGCACCACUCAAUAUUCCUUCAGAAGUUGACCCACAGACAGUGACCUAUGUUCAGAGCUUCAUAUGGUGUGGGAAGAUGAAAACUACAGGGACCAAAUUGUACUUCUGUCCCGUAUGUCCUUAUGUGACCACCCGGAAAUGCAACGCAGAAAGCCACAGUCGCAAGCAUAGCAAAGAGAAGCCGUUUCAGUGUCCUGUUUGCUUCAAGUUCUUCACUGCUAUGUCCAGCAUGAAGACUCAUUGUGGUAUUCAGCACCCAUUCCAUCAUGAGAAGCUGCAAAUGCAGUGAUGGUGUGUGUUCAACUAUCCUGUGCUGUGUUGU